AUGCUGUGCUCACGCAGAACCAAAACUUUGGUGUCAACGUGCGUGAUCCUCAGCGGGAUGACCAACAUCGUGUGCCUGCUGUACGUGGGCUGGAUCACCAACUACGUGGCCACCGGAGGACACAAAGUUGCGGAGAGCGGCGGCGGCGACGAGGCGCAGAGAAAGUUGGAGGAGGACGGAAAAGGAGAAACCCUGAGGAUUAUGGAGAGACUGGACCGACUGGAGAGCGUGGUCAACGAGCACAUCAAAGACACGCCCCUGAAGGACGGUGAGGACUUGGCGUCUUCCUCAGCCUUGGCCUCUGACCCCGCCCUCUCCCUCUUCAAACACUGGGGUCACGACCUUGGCCCCGAGAGUCGGAGGGUCGCCCUCAAGAAGUUCCGGUACUAUGGCUACAAUGGUUACCUGAGCGACCGCCUCUCCCUCACUCGCCCGAUUGCUGAUCUGAGACCUGACGGCUGCAGGAACCUGUCGUAUUCCUCCGACCUUCCUCAGCUCAGCAUCAUCUUCAUCUUCGUGAACGAGGCCCUGUCGGUGCUGCUGCGCUCCGUCCACACCGCCAUCCAGAGGACGCCGUCCCACCUGCUGAAGGAGAUCAUCCUGGUGGACGACCACAGCAGCAGCCUGGAGCUGAAGGAGCACCUGCAGACUUUCGUGGACGAGACCAACACGCAGCACGGCCCCGACUUCAUCAAGCUGGUCCACCACGACAAGCAGGAGGGGCUGAUCCGGUCCAGGGUCCGGGGCUGGAGAGCCGCCUCGGCCCCCGUGGUCGCCCUGUUCGACGCACACGUGGAGUUCAACAUCGGCUGGGCCGAGCCCAUCCUGCAGCGGAUCAAAGAGGAUCGAACCCGCGUGGUCUCUCCCUCGUUCGACAACAUCAAGUACGACACCUUCGAGAUCGAGGAGUACCCACUGUCCGCCCAGGGCUUCGACUGGGAGCUGUGGUGUCGAUACCUCAACCCGCCCAAGUCCUGGUGGACGCAACGCAACCAGACGGCCCCCAUCAGGAGCCCGGCUCUGAUUGGCUGCUUCGUGGUGGACAGGAAGUACUUCGAGGAGAUCGGCCUGCUCGAUGAGGGCAUGGAAAUAUACGGUGGAGAAAACGUGGAGCUCGGCAUCAGGGUGUGGCAGUGUGGUGGCAGCGUGGAGGUCCUGCCCUGCUCCAGGAUCGCCCACAUCGAGCGCGCCCACAAGCCCUACACGGAGAACCUGACGGUGCACGUGCGCCGCAACGCUCUGCGGGUGGCGGAGGUGUGGAUGGACCAGCACAAGAGUCACGUGUACAUGGCCUGGAACGUUCCACUGCAGAACUCGGGAAUAGACAUCGGGGACGUCUCUGAGCGAAAGGCCCUGAGGUCCAGACUCGGCUGUCGACCGUUCAGCUGGUUCCUCGCCAACAUCUACCCCGAGCUCCGGUCCUACAGCAACACAGUCGCCUACGGAGUGCUGAAGAACAGCCUGAGAGACGACCUGUGUUUGGACCAGGGACCGGACUCCGACAACGUCCCCAUCAUGUACCUCUGUCAUGGGAUGACACCGCAGCAGAACGUGUACUACACCAGCUCCCAGCAGCUCCACCUGGGGGUCCUGAGUCCCACCAUCGACGACGACGACAACAAGUGUGUGGUGGACGUGAACAGCCGGCCGCGGCUCCUGGAGUGCAGCUACGCAGCCACCAAGCACAUGAAGCUCACCUGGACGCUCACUCAGGGCGGCUCCAUCCAGAACUCCGAGUCCCAGCGCUGCCUGGAGCUGGUGGAGAGCAAACAGGCGGAGUUCGGCUUCCAGCUCGCCAUCCAGGACUGCGGCGCUCAGAAAUGGACCAUCACGAACAUUCUGACCGUCCUACCGCGGUGA
Pleuronectes platessa (European plaice) is the source of this 1860-nucleotide messenger RNA. RefSeq names its product polypeptide N-acetylgalactosaminyltransferase 18. The coding region runs from base 1 to 1860 and encodes 619 amino acids. The record is from RefSeq and is a predicted model, not a curated record. Gene Ontology annotation, cellular component: Golgi apparatus. Lineage: Eukaryota; Metazoa; Chordata; Actinopteri; Pleuronectiformes; Pleuronectidae. The transcript is spliced from 11 exons.